UUAGGCGUGUUCUGGGCCUCAGGCCCGGCUCCACGGAUUCGGCUCCGCGCCGGGGGCGGGUCCGGGGGCGGGCCCGGGGCGUCCAGAUGCCCGCGACGGAAGGACCUAUGUCAACAGCCCCCGCUGAGGUCGACGGCCGGCAGGGAGAUAAGGGGCUGAGAGAGGCAAACGUUCCCGCCCGGAGCCAAGUUCCCCGCUGCUCUCGGGGGCCACCUCGUUUUCCUUCCCCCACUGGCCGCGACUCGGAGGGUUCCGUUCCGCGGCGGGGGCGCGGCCGGGGACUGGGCUGUGUGUCUGCUGCGGCAGGCGGGUCGUAUAGAGUUCGCGGCCGGCCCCGAGGCCGUCUCACGACAGCCUGAAGACAAAAAAGGCUCGGCGGGGGCAUCGUCGCCCCACGCCCGGAACCCAGUUCCCCACUUCUCUCGCGGGGCCGCGAGAGACCCGCGAGCGUCGGGAGCGCUACGGACCUGGUCAAGGCGGGGCAGCCGUAGCGCCAGCCCCUUUCUCCUCCUCCGCGCCUUUCAGCAGUAAGAAACUCUAGUUGGCUUGCUUUCCAAUCAUAGUUUGGUUCUGUCGUUUAAAAAAGUCCCUACCUCGUAACGCCGGGCUCCAUCUCGAGAACUGACCGAGGCUGUGAGUGCUUGGGAACCGGGCCCGCUCGGCGGCCGCAGCCCGGGCGUUCCACCUCCUUGUAGCAGGUCGGACGCCGAGGCCCCGGAGCAACGCGGAGAUGAGGAGCAGGAGCAAUUCCGGGGUCCGCUUAGACGGAUACGCGCGGCUGGUGCAGCAGACAAUCCUGUGUUACCAGAAUCCCGUCACGGGGCUGCUGUCAGCCAGUCACGAGCAGAAGGACGCCUGGGUGCGGGAUAACAUCUACAGCAUCCUGGCUGUGUGGGGCCUGGGCAUGGCCUACCGCAAGAAUGCUGACCGCGAUGAGGACAAAGCCAAGGCCUACGAGUUGGAGCAGAACGUGGUGAAACUGAUGCGGGGUCUUCUCCAGUGCAUGAUGAGACAGGUGAAUAAAGUGGAGAGGUUCAAGCACACUCAGAGUACCAAGGACAGCCUGCAUGCCAAGUACGACACCGCCACCUGCAGCACCGUCGUGGGCGACGACCAGUGGGGCCACCUCCAGGUGGAUGCCACCUCCCUCUUUCUCCUGUUUCUGGCCCAGAUGACUGCCUCCGGCUUACGUAUUAUUUUCACUCUUGACGAGGUGGCCUUCAUACAGAAUCUUGUUUUUUAUAUAGAAGCUGCAUAUAAAGUCGCUGAUUAUGGAAUGUGGGAACGUGGAGAUAAGACCAAUCAGGGCAUUCCAGAACUGAAUGCAAGCUCUGUAGGAAUGGCCAAGGCAGCCCUAGAGGCAAUUGACGAACUGGACCUUUUUGGAGCCCAUGGAGGUCGCAAGUCCGUGAUCCACGUUCUGCCCGAUGAGGUCGAACACUGCCAGUCUAUUCUGUUCUCCAUGCUGCCAAGAGCAUCGACAUCUAAAGAGAUUGAUGCUGGACUUCUUUCCAUUAUUUCUUUCCCGGCCUUUGCAGUGGAAGAUGUGAACCUUGUGAAUGUGACCAAAAAUGAAAUUAUUUCCAAGCUCCAGGGGCGUUAUGGAUGCUGUCGCUUCCUUCGAGAUGGUUAUAAAACCCCAAGAGAGGACCCAAACCGAUUGCAUUAUGACCCUGCUGAACUCAAGCUCUUUGAAAACAUUGAAUGUGAAUGGCCUGUGUUCUGGACUUAUUUCAUAAUAGAUGGGGUCUUCAACGGUGAUGCUGUUCAGGUCCAAGAAUACCGAGAGGCCCUGGAGGGAAUAUUAAUCAGAGGCAAGAACGGGAUCCACCUGAUGCCUGAACUCUACGCCGUGCCGCCUAACAAGGUAGAUGAAGAGUAUAAGAAUCCUCACACGGUGGACAGAGUUCCUCUGGGGAAGCUGCCCCAUCUGUGGGGUCAGUCCUUGUACAUCCUCAGCUCCCUGUUGGCAGAGGGAUUCCUUGCCACUGGUGAAAUUGAUCCCUUAAAUAGAAGAUUUUCCACUUCCGUCAAACCUGAUGUCGUAGUACAAGUGACUGUUCUGGCAGAAAACAAGCACAUUAAGGAGUUGCUGAGGAAACAUGGGGUGAGCUUGCAGAGUAUUGCCGACAUUCAUCCAAUCCGAGUCCAGCCAGGCCGGAUUCUUAGUCACAUAUAUGCCAAGCUUGGACGGAAUAAGAAUAUGAAAUUGAGUGGGCGACCAUAUCGGCACAUCGGAGUCCUUGGAACAUCUAAACUAUAUGUGAUUAGGAACCAAAUCUUUACUUUCACACCCCAGUUCACUGACCAGCAUCACUUCUACCUGGCCCUGGACAAUGAGAUGAUUGUGGAGAUGCUGAGGAUCGAGCUAGCCUACCUGUGCACCUGCUGGCGGAUGACGGGCAGACCCACGCUCACCUUCCCCAUCACCCAUACCAUGCUCACAAACGAUGGCUCAGAUAUUCAUUCUGCUGUUCUUUCUACAAUUCGAAAACUAGAGGAUGGAUAUUUUGGAGGAGCUAGAGUAAAAUUAGGGAGCCUUUCGGAAUUUCUCACCACCUCUUUCUACACGUAUCUGACCUUCCUGGAUCCAGACUGUGAUGAGAAGUUGUUUGACGAUACCAGUGAAGGGAGCUUCAGUCCUGAUAGUGAUUCAGAUUUGGGAGGAUAUUUCGAAGACAACUAUAAUCAAGAAAGCCAGGAUGAACUUGACCAGUAUAUCAACCACCUCCUGCAAAGCACAUCCUCGAAGUGCUAUCUGCCACCUCUUUGUAAGAAGACAGAGGACAGCCAUGUUUUCAGUGCCAUCUACUCCACUCAGGAUAUACUUUCCGUGAUGGCAAAAGCAAAGGGUUUGGAAAUUCCAUUUGUUCCCAUGGCUUUGCCAACUAAAGUCCUAAGUGCCCACCGUAAAUCGCUGAAUCUUGUUGAUUGUCCUCAGCCACUCCUAAAAAAGGCCCCCGAAGAUGACUUCCAGUUUCCCAGAGAUGACCACGGCAACAUAGACUGUGAGAAGCUGGCUGAGCAGCUGAAAGACUGUUCGAACCUACAGGACCAAGCGGACAUUCUGUACAUUCUGUAUGUAAUAAAGGGUCCCAGCUGGGACACAAAUCUCUCUGGACAGCACGGGGUCACUGUUCACAACCUCCUCAGUGAGCUCUAUGGAAAAGCCGGCUUGAACCAGGAGUGGGGUCUGAUCCGCUACAUCUCUGGCCUACUCAAGAAGAAAGUGGAAGUCCUGGCUGAGGCCUGCACGGACCUGCUGUCGCACCAGAAGCAGCUCACGGUGGGCCUGCCGCCAGAACCCCGGGAGAAGACCAUCUCCGCGCCUCUUCCCCCCGAGGAGCUCACAGAACUCAUCUACGAAGCCAGCGGGCAGGACAUCAGCAUCGCCGUGCUCACACAGGAGAUUGUGGUUUACCUGGCGAUGUAUGUCAGGGCACAGCCCAGCCUCUUCGUGGAGAUGCUCAGACUCCGGAUUGGACUCAUCAUUCAGGUGAUGGCCACGGAGCUGGCGCGGAGCCUGAACUGUUCAGGAGAAGAAGCUUCUGAAAGUUUGAUGAACCUCAGCCCUUUCGAUAUGAAAAAUCUCCUACACCAUAUUUUAAGUGGAAAGGAGUUUGGUGUUGAAAGAAGCGUGCGGCCUAUCCAUUCCUCCACAUCCAGCCCUGCCAUCUCCAUCCAUGAGGUGGGACAUACUGGAGUCACCAAAACCGAGAGGAGUGGCAUCAACAGGCUGAGGAGUGAGAUGAAACAGAUGACUAGGCGAUUUAGUGCUGAUGAACAGCUCUUUUCUGUGAGCCAGGCCCCAUCCGGCAGCGCACACUCCUCCAAGUCUGUGAGGUCCAGCACCCCAUCCUCACCCACGGGCACGUCAUCGUCAGACUCAGGUGGGCAUCACAUCGGCUGGGGGGAGCAGCAGGGCCAGUGGCUGCGCAGGAGAAGGCUGGACGGGGCCAUCAACAGAGUCCCCGUGGGAUUUUACCAGAAGGUGUGGCAGAUCCUUCAGAAGUGUCACGGUCUGUCCAUCGACGGUUAUGUGCUCCCAUCCUCGACGACGCGAGAGAUGACCCCACAGGAGAUCAAGUUUGCUGUCCACGUUGAGUCGGUGCUGAACCGAGUGCCGCAGCCUGAGUACCGGCAGCUGCUGGUGGAGGCCAUCAUGGUGCUGACGCUGCUCUCGGACACGGAGAUGAACAGCAUUGGGGGCAUCAUCCAUGUGGACCAGAUCGUGCACACGGCCAACCAGCUGUUCCUGCAGGACCAGAUGUCGAUCGGUGCCACGGACACGCUGGAGAAGGACCAAGCCACGGGCAUUUGCCACUUCUUUUACGACAGUGCUCCCAGCGGGGCUUACGGGACAAUGACCUACCUAACGAAGGCGGUGGCUUCUCACCUGCAGGAAUUGCUGCCCAAUUCAGGCUGCCACAUGCAGUAGGGCCUCGGCGCUCUGAGCCCAAGAUCCCCUGUGCUGUCACAAAAGCAUUUCCCAUCAGCAGCCCUGGCAGGGAGGAGGUGGCAGUAACACACCUGAAAGCAGUAUACGUCCAAGCCGCAGAAUCCUGUGCCCGCCCCCGAGGAGCGCCCUGGGAUCAUCUUCUUACAUUCAUUUUGCUGGGAAGUUUGUCAUAGCAUCUGGUCUCCUGGAGUCUGAGGAGGUAUCGGAAGUUGGUCUCCUCUUGUGAGUGCAGAGUGAAGUGAGAAGGCAGCUUAAACUGGCUUUCGCAGAGUUGCCGAACAGGCUCAAUGAGCUGGUGAUACAUCUUCCAGAUGAAAAGAUCCUUCCAGCAGCUGCGGACCUUGGCCAGGGGCACAUCUUAACGGUACAGUCUGUCUGUGGGUCAAAAUGUGUAGCAAAUAGAACAACUCAUCGUGCAGAGGUGUGGCUGUCUCGUGCCUUGCUUUCCUCCUCGGCUUGUUGCUGUCUUACUGGCAGCUACCUUUGCGUGACGGUUCUCCUUCACCAACAUUUAGAAAAUUGCUCCCACUUGACUUUGGCUCAUGGUCUUCAAGGAUUUUAUCUUGGCCACCCGUGAGUUAGGGAUUUCUCCUGCCUUAUGAAAAUAUCCCACAUCAUCUUCCAGAAUCUUACCAAAAAGAAGCAAGGCAGAGGAGAAGCCAACCCUUCUUCUAGCUGGGCCAACUGUUGUUUUGGGGCUGGCAUGGGCAGGGAGUCCCUCUGGAAGGCCUGUGCCCCCGCCCCCGUCGUGGGGUGGCGGCCGGCAGGGAGCGGCACCCCCACCGUGUUCUGGGGGAGCCACGUGCUGAGUCUGCAGCACCAGACGCCACAGAAGUGCGUGCCGUGCUCCCUCUUCAAUGCUUCCCUCUGCGGCAGGGCCAGGCUGGGGCCUCAAGCCCUUCUCACAGCAGCACUUUUGCCUUAAGGCUCUCAGGUGGGGUGUAGCUGGAGGCCUUGCUUGCAGAGGCGUGAGGACAAAUCCUGAUGGGGCAGGGCCUCGCCAGUCUUUCCUUGCCAAGGUCCUGAGGGAUGGAGUUUCUCUCCAGGUGUCUUACGGGGAUGGGGGGUGGGCAUGACACACAACAGGGAAAACCGUUUCUGUGGAUAAUGGACUCUGAAGGACAGUCACCUGGUGGCCUCGUGGUGCGCUCUGGCUGGUUGAGGGUGACGGCUUAGAUUGGUGAUGACUCUGCCUCUGAAAUGGAAACUUGGCCAUUGGAUCUUUGCGUGGAAGUUUGCGUGAAGGUGGAGAAAGCCGAUGCUCAGGCUGCUUUGAGAGGACAGCAAGGUGCCCAGUGCCCCCCAGAGUCAGGAUGCGGCACUGACCAGCAUUCUUGAAGCAGAGGAAAGGCAGGGAGGGUUCCUGCUAAAGAGCCUCACUUCAGUCCAAGCCAAACACUUUGUAGUUGCCCCUGGGGGAGAGAGUCUGGAACACGAGUCUUGGCUCACUUACCCGCUCGGUGGUGCACAGGCGCUGUCUACACGGGACAUCAGUGCCUUGGCUUCAUAUUUGUUUGAAACCAUAAUAUUUUCCUUGCUGAGGUACAGAGUAGUUACAUAAAGAAAAGUGCCCAGGGGCUUCCCUGGUGGCGCAGUGGUUGAGAGUCCGCCUGCCGAUGCAGGGGACACGGGUUUGUGCCCCGGUCCGGGAAGAUCCCACGUGCCGCGGAGCGGCUGGGCCCGUGAGCCAUGGCCGCUGAGCCUGCGGGUCCGGAGCCGGUGCUCCGCAACGGGAGAGGCCACAGCAGUGAGAGGCCUGUGUACCGCUAAAGAAAAAAAAAAGAACAGUGCCCAAAAUCUCUCUCAAUUUCUGCUCCAGUGGACUCCCACAUCCCCUCCCCUUCCUAUUACUGUCGGUAUGUCAAACCUUUCUCCUCAGAUUACUAGAUGGUUCCUUCUGUCAUUCAUCGGCACGUGUGAGAUGCUCUGUCUGUGACUCGGUGCUCAAGGCCCUCAGCCUGCGCAGGAAAGCCAGUGUGAACAGAUGACCAGGCUUUAGCGUGGUGGGGGGGGGGGUGUGAGGGAGCUGGACGAGGGCUGGGCUGGGAAGGUAGGGACGGCCCAGAGCCCUGCCAUCAGCAUGGCAGAUCCCGGAGACAGUGUGGGUGGCCUGGCGCCGUGCCCCGAGCCCCCCGCAGUGCCCGGAGCCUUCCUGUUUGUGCCCCGUCUUCCCUUGGAAGCCAGUUUGCUCUCAUUUGCCUCGGCGGGUCCAGGGGGGUCACAGCCACCCACGUUUCAUAGUCGCGUUUUCAUGGCCUUUAUUUCUGGUGUCUUUAAGACAUGCUUGACGUAAACAAGACUCAUGUCAUUCACCAGAUAGACUCCCUGGUGGAUCAUUUCAAACACAGAUAAUGUAAGAAAGGUACAAGCCGCUAAAGGCCCGGUUGCUUCUUGGGCAAAGGCUCGAGAAGAGUUACAGCCCUCCAGAAUGAGCCAGGUGCUAAUUUAGAACGAUCACCUGCCUGUGGAUGACGCGCAAAGUCGCAGAUGCUGUGUUUGGGCUCACCAACCGAGACGCGGGUGGCCAGGAGAAGAGCCAUAAUAAGCAAUUCAACUGAGCCUUCGAUUCACUCUUUUGAAACCUCUUUGAAAUGAAAUCCUGAAAUAGUACCACAUUUCCACAGGCACCAAGCUGUCAGCUUCAAAGAAGAACAGGCUUCUGAGGCUUGAUCCCUUUCACGAGCAGCUGAGGCCCACACCACCAAGAAGAGGAACAGAUGUUCGAGGGGGAUGGGAGAGGCGUGUCCUGCCACCAUCCUGGCCUCUGCGGAUGGGCCCAGGUUUCCAUACCAGGAGCCCCUGGCACCUUGGGGCUGGGCAGCAACGAAGACCCCACAGAGCCAAAAAUAAUAAAUAAAUACAUGCAUACAUUUUAUAGGAAAAAAGAAGAACCUGAAUGUUAUAGAAAGCAGUUCUGGAUUUUGCAGGGCCUUGGGGUUAAAAUACUGAUGAUGAUUGUAUGGCAGAUGUGCAGAAAUAAGAGAGCUCUGUUUAAGAGGGUGCCGGGCCACAGAGCAUUUUCAUUUCAUUUCUUGGUAAACCCUUUUCUGCAGCUAAGGAGUAACAAAACUAAUCAACUUGAAUUCCAGUCACAGGAAGCCAGAUAUGCCCAGUAGCAACCCAGGCUGGGCUGGGGGAGCCAGGAGGCUGUCCGGUCAAGCCAGCAUCUCCCCAGUGGACAUCAGUCCGGAGGUCAGAGCCUCUGCAACUCCCCUGAGGUGCGGCGAAUAAAAGGAGAGAUCGUUACGCAAUAGCUGCCUGGAUAGAGAGGAUAUAAAUGCUCCUUAUGUAAAAAAAGAAAGAAAAAAGACCAGAAGAUCAGGAGGCAAGAGAAACAAGUUCGUCAGUUGAUGGAUGCCAUUUAUUUCUGGACAAGAAGACAGGUGGCUCGGCCUCCCUUGAUGUAAAUUACAGCAGAGCAUCUCUCAGUUCUGUUGACUUGCGCUGGAGUCUGGCAAAUCGCUUUUGUCUUCCCUGCUUCCUUGUCAAAAGGUACAAAAGCCUCCCACCCCCUCCCUUGGCGCCAUCAUCUUUCAAGGUGACUCUUAUGCUUUUGAAGUCCCUGCCAUCUGUUCUGUACAGCUCUGCACUUCGCAUGUUCCCAGAAUGCCUUCUGUUCUCCCGGACUUGGCCACUGAUAACUCUGCUUGUGAGGGGAAGGUAAAGACACACUGCCACCUUCUUAGAGCCCAGUGUGCCCUUGUUCCCUCAAAGCCAUUUAGGAGAAGCCGUAUCCUUAAGUUACCAAGAGAACUCUCUGAGGAACAAGACCCCUGAAACCGCAAGAGAGACUAAUUCUCAAACCCAAUGCACACAGUGUUUGAUAGUUUGGGAGAGGGAAAAAUUCCAUCAGAAAACAACUGUGUAUGUUUUUAAGGAACAUAUGUGCAAUUUUGGCAAAAAUGCCUUCUUAGAAGGACUGGCAUCAUCGUAACCAUUGAACUCUGAAGUCACGUGAUUCCUCCCUCUGUCUUGUUGCAGUAUGUCAGCUAUUCUGAAAAAUGAAUUGCUCAAGAAGGCACUUACUGGGGGCCUAUUACAGUAUUACCCAGGCGUCACUCUGCCCACAGAAUACGGACCAGCGUGGCGGGAUGAAGAAACGCCUGUCGUUUGAGAACACCUCUAAGGAGGCACGUUGUCCAGCGUCCCAUGGAAGCAUUCCUAGCACCGCUCCACCAGGACAGCCAUGCGUCGGCCCUCAAUCCUGAGUGUUUCUGACAUGUCUCAGCGGGGUGGCCGCCAGAUGCCUCCAGCUGGUGGGCUAAGGGUGUGGCCCCGAGCUACUUCUGAAAUGGGCACGGGGCAAUGGUUACGCCUUCCAGUUUUCCUUUUUGAAAGACCUUUCCAGAUACAAGCCCAGGAUAGACUUGCCAAGGAGAAUUCAUAGUCACUGGCUCUAUUCUCUCACGGCCUCUGUGUCACCUUUCACCGCUGUGUUAGUUGCAAAUUACAGACAGCAACUCUAGCUGGGUAGGAAACACGUUUCUUAAAGGAUAUUGGAUAAGUCACAUGAUCACUAGACUUGGCGACUCCCCAGCCAAGAACAAGGCCCCAGGUCACCGGGCUCACGCCCUGGAGCUUACACCACAGAUGCCCCCAACGCUGACCAAUGUCACGAGGACCACCGCCUCCUCUCUUUCAGAAACUAUUUUAAAUGUAGAGGCUGCCACCUGUCAACAGAGUAGGUUUCAUACAGUCACUAGCCGUCAAGUCAGACUCCGGCAGGUGUGUUCCAUCAGCUGGGGCGGGGCUGUCAGCUGAGAGGGAAGUUGGAAAAGCCAGCAUCUGAGACUUCCUCCUCCUCGAGUGGCAGCGGGGCCGGCUUCAUAACAUGGGGGACCACCCCCCCAGACCCAGGAAGGGUGUUCCGAUGCUGAGCAUCUAAAACUAAGCGUCCACCACAGCCAGGACCCUUGGCUUGUAUUCCUCUGUCCAGAGACGCAGGACAUGUGCUCUCCUGGGGUCUGCCCUUUGGCGAGGCUUGGUCAGUGGGAGUGAAGAGGGUGUGCACAGCAGGCGGCCAGUGCCCCCUCUGGGCUCAAGCUGGACCAAUCACAGCUUCUCUCUGCCUGUAGAAAUGUUUCUAAGUCAUAGGGGCUGGGUCGCUGCUGCUACCCGGACUGCACAGCAGACCACCUCCUGCCACUCAGCUUCCAAGGAGCUGUUGCAAAGCUACCGGCAUACCAGCCCAGCCCUGGUAGCCUUUUCCUGGACCCUCUGAGUGACAGCCCAUCUGGGACAAGACGCAAAUGAUUGUCUCAUCUUUCCUUCUAAGUCUUUAGCCAGCUGGGGGAUUUAAAAAUAAAGAGUUGGAACUGA
Messenger RNA from Globicephala melas (long-finned pilot whale), 9778 nucleotides. RefSeq names its product phosphorylase kinase regulatory subunit alpha 2 (gene PHKA2). The record is from RefSeq and is a predicted model, not a curated record. Gene Ontology annotation, biological process: glycogen metabolic process. Gene Ontology annotation, cellular component: phosphorylase kinase complex. NCBI's taxonomy places the organism in Eukaryota, Metazoa, Chordata, Mammalia, Artiodactyla, Delphinidae. Gene Ontology annotation, molecular function: calmodulin binding.